Messenger RNA from Saccostrea cuccullata (small rock oyster), 527 nucleotides. RefSeq lists its product as uncharacterized. The transcript has 2 exons. The coding region runs from base 69 to 464 and encodes 131 amino acids. The record is from RefSeq and is a predicted model, not a curated record. NCBI's taxonomy places the organism in Eukaryota, Metazoa, Mollusca, Bivalvia, Ostreida, Ostreidae.
GUUAUACAACGAUCCCCACACCCGACGUUAUAGGAGACACAGCUGAGCAGUGACUCUGAGUGAGGGCAAUGGCAAAGAGAUACAACCCUUCUCGUUUGGGAAUAAGUAAAGGGGAUGGAUUGCCACCCGAACCUUACUUUCGAAAUUCACCGUCUGCUGUACAUAUGUCUGAUCAGGAGUACAAUCGUCUGUUGAUGCCAACUUUUAACAAAUCUGAGGAGACAACAAACGUUUUUCAUAAACAUUUGGUAAACAAAUUAAAUAGCUUAAAUACAAACAGAGCAAGCAAACACAAGAAGAGUUUGUGGUCUAAUCGAAGAUCAGCUGGCGUAUUUUCGCUCUUUGCCUUUGGAAUCUAUCUCUAUACAAUGCAUGCUAUGAAACAGGAAGAAUUCUUAGAGAAAUUGGAUGUGAAUGUGACAAAAACAGACAUUAACAUGGCUAAAGGACAACCCGUGGCAUAGUCAGCACAGACUUACUCAUAUGAAUCAUUCUGAACUUGUGUGUCUCUGCAUAAAGACUUCUGU